Molecule: messenger RNA, 1515 nt
Organism: Cyphomyrmex costatus
Lineage: Eukaryota; Metazoa; Arthropoda; Insecta; Hymenoptera; Formicidae
Product: putative gustatory receptor 28a
Exons: 7
Coding region: 1-1515 (504 amino acids)
Biological process (GO): sensory perception of taste; male courtship behavior; chemosensory behavior
Cellular component (GO): neuronal cell body; axon; membrane
Source: RefSeq, a predicted model, not a curated record
AUGGCGUUAACUGUAUGGGCCUGCGAGACUGGAAAGAAUCAGGCUCAAGAGAUUCGCACUACAAUUCAUGAUGUCCUUAACAGAACUAGAGAUGAGCAAAUCAAAGAAGAGCUGCAAUCAUUUUCUUUGCAAAUGUUACAUUGCAAAAAUACAUUUUCCGCCAAAGGUUUCAAUGUGGAUGCAACAUUUCUCGCUACAGUGACAAGUAUAGAUCGAAGAACACCAUGGUUACUUCAUGCCCAACAUAAGAUUUCUGAAGCAUUCCUUGCUACUCAUUGCAGUUUUCAAGUUAAACUUAUCAAUUCUGUUGUUAAAAUUCCGCAGAAGCAAGUCACCAGCAAUAUGCAAAAAACGAAACUCUUCUACGCUACGGACUUUCAAUCCUUGAUGUAUCCUUGCUUCACCUUCUGCCGCAUUCUUGGAAUAUUUCCAUACAAGAUCAAUGCUUCGAAUCUCGAAGCUUCAGAAUCAUGUUACACUCUAUCGACCAUUGUUAUUUUUGCUUUCUGCGUUUAUGGAAUAAUUAUUAUAUAUAAACUGGAUAUUUCUGGAACAAUCAUAAGCAGAAGCGUACCUAGUUCUCUUGAGCGCCACAGUUAUUAUGUGCUCGGUAGUUUCGCAGCGAUUGUCACGUAUAUCAUGAGACGUCCACGGUUGCUCUUGCUACAGACGAUAUUAGAGAUCUCUUCGGAAUUAUCCUCGGAAUUGUAUCAAAAGUUAUCCAGACUAAUUCAUGUUAAGGAUAUCAUCAGUUUCAUUCUUAUUGCCAUCUUAUCAAUAUUAUAUUGCAUUUACAUGCCUUUUAUCUUGCUAUCAAUAUUUACAAUAUACCUUACUAUGUUGUUGUUUCAAAUGGACAUGAUGUAUAUGAAUUGCGUUUGUGUAUUAAAGAUUUGUUUUAAUGAAAUUAACGAUAACUUGAUGAAGAUUCAGGAACUAAUAAUGAACGAUAAGCCACAUCUACUCAGACGGAUAUACCACGAGCAAGAAAAUUCAUUUCUGUUGAUGAAACUUAAAGCUCUGAAGAAACAACAUUUGAUGGUCAGCGACACAGUGCAGAUGCUUAACAUGAUUUUCAGUUUACAUAUCAUCGUUACUAUAGUCAUAUCUUUCAUUGAAAUCACUUUCCAUCUGUACUUUUAUAUAGUAGUAUCCAUGGCCAAAAAAGAAGAAAACUAUCGGUACUGGUUUCCCAUCUUGAAUGUGAUAUUUUAUAUUACAAAGACAGUAUUGAUAGUAUGGGCUUGCGAUAACGGUAAAGAUCAAGCUGCAAAGAUUGGCAUCACCGUUCACGAUCUACUUAACAGUACCAACGAUAAGCAGAUAAAAAAUGCGUUGGAACAAUUUUCUAUGCAAAUACUGCAGCGAAAAAAUGCAUUCUCUGCGAAAGGCCUUACUGUGGAUGCAACGCUUCUUACUGCGAUGAUGGGCAGUAUCACUACGUAUUUGUUAAUUUUAAUACAAUUCUUAAUCACAUCGCAUUCUUGUAAUGGAAAAUCAGCAUUACAGGAAUAA